This is a messenger RNA of Podospora pseudopauciseta, 1106 nucleotides long. RefSeq lists its product as uncharacterized. NCBI's taxonomy places the organism in Eukaryota, Fungi, Ascomycota, Sordariomycetes, Sordariales, Podosporaceae. The record is from RefSeq and is a predicted model, not a curated record. The transcript is spliced from 3 exons. The coding region runs from base 99 to 1106 and encodes 335 amino acids.
GCUCCCAAACAGCAAUUUGAUUGGUUUCACCCACUCAUCAAUCGUUCAAACAUCCAAUCUGGAAAUUCUUACCCAUCUUACCUCUGAGAGGUUCACUCAUGAUUCUGCUUUCACAAGCCAAUUCUAAAACCAUGACAAUUCAAUUGAGACUAACUGGAGGCUUAUCUCGAGCACUGCUCAGCAACGGGGUGCGGGGAGGUGUCAAGCUGUCAACAUACCCUCAUAUUAUUACCACCGCCCGAGCUCUCUCAUCACUCACAUCAACAACCACAACCACAACAACAACAACAACAACAACCAGACCAGAAAUCCUCAGGCUAGGGAGUCAUCAAUCCUCACUUAUCCUAAGAGCAACCUAUGCAUCCAGACCCAACUCUCAAACCUCCACCAAAAACGUAGCACUCGAAGAGCAAGCCCUACUCGCCGCAGCAGAAAAAGCCAAGGGUGGGCAGCAACAGCAACAGCAACAGCAGCAAGAAGGCCACGGAAAAAAGGAAAAGACUGAAUACCCCGAACGCCUAAUGAUCUACCACGCCGGCACAGGCAAAACAACCUUCCUCGGCACCCUCCGCUUCGCAACCCUCCUCCUCUUCGCCGGCUUCGGCCUAGUCCUAACCCCCCACUACAUCAAAUCCGGCGCCCCCCCCCAGUACCCCCUCGCCUCCCUCGCCUGCGGCCUCAUCCCUCUCCUCUACGUUGGCUACUUCACCACCCCCUUCGUGACCUUCAUCCACCUCCGCCUGCCCCCCUACGCCCGCUGGUCGACCCCCAUUCUCCAGCGGUUUGCCAAAACAGCCCCGCCAAACACCCAGGUCGAUAUCACCACCCUCAGCCUGACGGGGACGCCCCGCCACUCGUCCAUGAUGCUGUCUGAUCUCAAGCCAACAAGGGAGCGCUUCGGCAUGGUGAAUUUCACGCGGGAUACGACGGCGGUCAACGAGAAGAGGAAGUGGUGGAGGUGGAGGGCGGUGGGGAGGUUCAACAUCCAGGAGGGGAAUGAGAAGAAUUGCAGGGCGGGGUGGGUUUGGAAGGAUAUCGCCGAGGGGAUUGGGAGUAGGGCUGGGGAGAAGGGAGUGGGUGGCGGCGGGAAGAAGACUGGGCAGUAA